This is a messenger RNA of Phoenix dactylifera (date palm), 2465 nucleotides long. The record is from RefSeq and is a predicted model, not a curated record. Lineage: Eukaryota; Viridiplantae; Streptophyta; Magnoliopsida; Arecales; Arecaceae.
ACGGCACUCUACUCGUCUCCACGGCUCCGCUCCUCCCAUGAGAUGGGAGCCUCCCCCUCUCCAAACCCUGCCUCCUUUCGCCUCCCCUCCUCGUCUCUCCCUCCCAAAAGACCAGGGUUUCUCCCGUCCCCCCCGACCUUCCUCCCCAAAUCUAGGGUUUUCUCCUCCAAUUCCCUCGCCGGAGGCGACCGGAGCCCACCCAAGGAGCAGUCGCCCAAGACGAGGAUAGAUCGCCGUAGCCAAGCGCAGGGAGGAAGGGAGGAAGAGGACCGGCCCGUGCAUUGCGAGGUGGACGUGGUGUCCUGGCGAGAGCGGAGGAUUAAAGCUCGGAUCUUGGUCGAUGCCGAUAUCGAGGCCGUAUGGAGCGUUCUCACCGAUUAUGAGCGCCUCGCGGAUUUCAUCCCCAAUCUUGUUUCCAGUGAGAGGAUCCCUUGCCCGCACAAGGGGAGGAUAUGGUUAGAGCAGAGAGGGUUGCAGAGAGCGCUGUAUUGGCAUAUUGAGGCUCGAGUGGUGUUGGAUCUUCAGGAGAUUCCUGAUUCGGCUAAUGGGCGUGAGCUACAUUACUCCAUGGUUGAUGGGGACUUUAAGAAGUUUGAGGGGAAAUGGUCUGUCAAAGCUGGUCCAAGAUCUUCAACAGCGAUUUUAUCUUAUGAAGUCAAUGUGAUACCAAGAUUUAAUUUUCCAGCCAUUUUUCUUGAAAGAAUUAUUAGAUCUGAUCUUCCUGUGAACCUUCGGGCCUUGGCAUGUAGAGCUGAAAGAAAUUCAGAAGAAAAUCAAAAAAUGCUUACUGCCAGGAAUAGUGUGGGUGCAUCUUGUAGGUCCUCCAAUCCAUCUUCCCUUGGCUUGUCUGCUGCUGCAUGUGAGACUGAUGCACUCUCCUCUAAUAAGUUGAAGGAAAAAGAUGCCUCUUCUGCUUUUAGUACUACGCUUGGUUCACCAUCAACUGAGUUGAACAGCAAAUGGGGUGUUUAUGGAAAAGUCUGCAGACUUGAUAGGCGAUGUAUGGUAGAUGAAGUCCAUCUUCGUAGAUUUGAUGGCCUAUUGGAAAAUGGAGGGGCUCAUCGAUGUGUUAUUGCUAGCAUCACGGUCAAGGCACCAAUUCGAGAAGUAUGGAAUGUGUUGACUACCUACGAGGCAUUGCCUGAGAUUGUUCCAAAUUUGGCUAUCAGUAAAAUCCUGUCUCGAGAUAAUAAUAAGGUUCGCAUUCUACAGGAGGGUUGCAAGGGCCUAUUAUAUAUGGUUCUUCACGCCCGUGUUGUUUUGGAUUUGCAUGAAGAACUUGAAUGUGAGAUUAGCUUUGAGCAAGUUGAAGGGGAUUUUGAUUCAUUUCAAGGAAAAUGGAUUCUAGAACAGCUUGGAGAUCAACAUACACUAUUGAAGUAUAUUGUAGAGUCAAAAAUGCACAAAGAUACCUUCCUAUCAGAGGCUAUUCUGGAAGAGGUUAUAUAUGAAGAUCUUCCAUCCAACUUAUGUGCCAUUCGUGAUUUUGUUGAAAAAAGAGAAGCUGCCGGAAAUGAACCCCCAAAGUAUCCUGACAAACUAGUGGUUCCAGUUUCCAACUAUGUGCACGUUAUAGAAAGCAAGCCAGCUGAACAUGUUUCUAUUACCGAUGUCUCAGCAAUUCCUUUGAGACAGAGACCCAAGGUUCCAGGUUUACAAAGAGAUAUUGAAGUUCUCAAAGCUGAGUUGAUGUCAUUUAUCUCAAGGUAUGGUCAAGAUGGGUUUAUGCCUAUGAGGAAGCAACUUCGCAUGCAUGGACGAGUGGAUAUUGAGAAGGCAAUAACUCGCAUGGGCGGAUUCAGAAAGAUUGCAGACUUGAUGAACCUUUCACUUGCUUACAAACAUCGCAAGCCAAGUGGCUAUUGGGAUAACCUAGAGAAUUUGCAAGAAGAGAUAAGAUGGUUCCAGAAGAGCUGGGGAAUGGAUCCUGCUUACAUGCCCAGUAGGAAGUCUUUUGAGCGUGCAGGACGCUAUGAUAUUGCUCGGGCAUUGGAAAAAUGGGGUGGCCUGCAGGAGGUUUGUCGCCUUUUAUCUCUUAAGCCGAGACAUCCCAGAAGACAUUUGGACUUCGACAGAGAAGAGCAACAUGAUUUCAAGGCACGCAGUGAACCGGAUGGUGAAGAAAAGAUACAAAGUAAGCCCUAUAUUCCUCAAGACACAGAGAAAUGGCUCAGGAAGCUGAAGGAUUUGGACAUCAACUGGGUGGAGUAAAUUUGCUGUAUGUUUUCUCAUCAGCAUACUUUUGCUUUUUUCUCCUUGCAGCCUCUCUUUUCACCGCACCUUGUAAUUCUCCAAAUUAGUGUUUGUUAAUCUGCUUUCAAUGCCUUGUAUUCAGUUCAGGGUUGGAUAACCUGUUUUGUAAUGGUGAGUCUCACACUGUAACCUAUUCGAAUGAUAUUAAAGAAUUAGUUGUUCUCGAAUCCUACUUUAAAUGACCAAAAAUGAGAGUAGCUGUUAUUUUAUUU